This is a messenger RNA of Daldinia childiae, 603 nucleotides long. RefSeq lists its product as uncharacterized. The transcript is spliced from 2 exons. Gene Ontology annotation, biological process: iron-sulfur cluster assembly. The record is from RefSeq and is a predicted model, not a curated record. The coding region runs from base 1 to 603 and encodes 200 amino acids. Lineage: Eukaryota; Fungi; Ascomycota; Sordariomycetes; Xylariales; Hypoxylaceae.
AUGGAAAAGGAUAAUGCCAAUCCUACUAUCCUAAACACUUCUCAGCUUCCGACAAGACAACGUAAGAAGGGGCGCAAAGUUCAAAGAAAUGACGUGGCCAAAAUCAGUAAUAUCAUGCGAAAGCCACAAUACCUAUCAGAUCCCUUCUACAAUAUCUCGUGGUCUGAUGACACAGAGAGCGAUGACGAGUUCACUGCAGAGCCCAUUGACGAACAGGAAGUAUACGAUCUGAUAUCGACCAUCUCUGACCCUGAGCAUCCACUUUCCUUAGGUCAACUAGCGGUGGUUAAUUUGCCUGACAUUCAUAUAACACCGUCUCCAUCAGCAGGUGCGGAUCCCAAUACUUUGACGCGAGUCUUGGUCGAGAUCACCCCUACCAUUACCCACUGUUCACUGGCAACCGUUAUCGGCCUCGGUGUACGAGUACGUCUAGAACAAGCACUUCCUCCCAACUACCGAGUGGAUAUCGUGAUCAAAGAGGGAACUCACAGCCAGGACGACCAGGUAAACAAACAACUAGCCGACAAGGAAAGGGUUGCCGCAGCCUUAGAGAAUGAUACCCUUAGGGGCGUCCUAGACAAGAUGCUGGAGACUUGCCUAUGA